This is a messenger RNA of Eremothecium gossypii ATCC 10895, 1581 nucleotides long. It is a transcript of the gene VPS17, whose product is annotated as retromer subunit VPS17. The record is from RefSeq and is marked provisional. Lineage: Eukaryota; Fungi; Ascomycota; Saccharomycetes; Saccharomycetales; Saccharomycetaceae. The coding region runs from base 1 to 1581 and encodes 526 amino acids. Gene Ontology annotation, cellular component: retromer, tubulation complex; retromer complex; endosome. Gene Ontology annotation, biological process: intracellular protein transport; retrograde transport, endosome to Golgi. Gene Ontology annotation, molecular function: phosphatidylinositol-3-phosphate binding. The transcript has a single exon.
AUGGCUUCCGUGAUGCCUUUCGAUCCCUACGACGACGAUGUCGACAACAACCCAUUUGCAGAAGAGGCGCCGCAGGCGGGAGCCCUUGUGGAGGCAGAAGCGUCGGGCGAGGCCUCUAGAGAGGCCGCCGGAGAGGCGUCGAGCGAGGGCGCAGCGGACACAGGAGACAAGAGUGUAGUCCCUCCACUGGCGGACCUACUACCCGAACGGCAUCAGGACAAGUACCAUCUGGUGGCCAAGGUGACUGGGCUAGAGCGCGUGGGCACGCUGGCGCAUCGCCGCGAGUGCCCGACAGUGUUGUUUGAUGUGUCCACGAACCUGCCGACGUUCCGCAAGAGCCAGCACAAGGGACUUAAAAAGACAUACGAGGAAUUCCAGGAGGUUUUCAAGUACCUCAGCGGCGCAGUCCCGGAGACAUUUGUGCCUGCGCUGCCGCCGCCGAGCACGAGCUACGGCAUCAACAACCCGGAGGACACGCACAAGACUAUGGCAAACUUCAACCGCUGGCUCGAGCGUGUGUGUGCGGAUCCGCUGCUCGUGCGGAACGAGGAGCUAGCGUUCUUCAUGGAGAGCGACUUCAACACGUAUACGCCAAUGAACAAGUCGCGGGCGCCUGCGUCCGGGCUGCUGCGCAAGACCAUGAAGCAGCGGCCGCCGCCAUAUGACGAGGUCACAGAGCUCGCUGAGUUCCGCCCGCUGGUCAAGUCCAUCUAUGUCGUCGCACAGGAUGUGCAGGCCAAGCUGUUGCGCAUGACCAAGACGCGCAAACAAUUGUCCCACGAGGAAAGCGCGUUCGGCCAGAGCUUCCACCAGCUAACGGUGGAGCAUGACGGCCACAGCCGCCUGUACCAGCGCUUCGGAAAGGUGCUCACCGCUGUGGGCGACCUCGACAGCAUCAUGGCCACGUUCGACAUGGCCACUCUCUACGACAGCCUGGAGUGGGUCGUGCGCGACGCCUACGUCGUCAAGGAGACACUCACUGACCGCCAUUUCCUUAUGCGCGACCUGCUGCAGGCGCAAAGCUGCACGCGUCUCAAGCAGGACGCGGCGCGCCGCCUGCGUGCCAAGCGUGACAUUUCCCCGCUCAAAGUCGAUGACGCCAUCCAGCAACUGAAACUCGCUACUAAAACCGAGCACGAUCUCUCACGACGCCUGCAGCGUGUUACCGCAAACAUGCGCAUCGAGCGCUCGCGUUGGGUCGACAAUUUGUCUAACUCGCUUCUUGCCGCCGUCCGCGAGUACACCCUGCGCAAGAUAGAGUAUGAGCGGAAGAAACUCUCGCUGCUCGAGCGUGUUCGCGCUGACGUCAGACUUGUCGACACCCAGGGCGGUCUCUCCCGCCUUGGGCGGCAUCAAUUGGUCGCAUCACCUCUUCCUACACCGUCCCAGUCACUCUCCCACGGCGACUCCUGGACCUCAGACCGUCGCGCCAGUCAUUGCUUGUCGAGCUCCGACCUCGAACCCCACCUGCUACAGGGCCUCGAUUCUCCGUCCCCUGGUGCAUUCCGCGACUCGCCAGACAUUUCUGGGCCGUUGGACGCGCGCCAAGCCGCAACCAUCCUUGGUACCAGCACCUUCUGA